AUGUGUUUUUUUUUACAUCUAUCUAUAAAUUUCAUUACGAUACUUUUUCUUUUUUUUCAAAUACAAUUAAUUAUAAAAUGUGAAAGAUUGCCAGAAGAAAUUAUGUUAGAUUUAAAAAUACCAAAAUGUCCUAAUGGGCAGAAUGCUUUGAUUGAUUCAGAAGGAUUAACAAAAUGUGGUUCAGCAUGCCCUGAUGGUUUUAAUUGUUAUAAGAAUGAAAGUGAAAUAUCUGAAUAUUGUUGCCCUGAUAUAGAUUUAUUACAUAAAUUAUAUGAUAAUAUUGAUAGAGAUUUUUAUUUAAAUACUAUGAAACGAUAUCCAGAACCAAAAGCAUUAACUUCAAAAGAUGUUGAAACAGCAUUUCCAUUAUUUCCUAAUAAUGAUGUAUGGAGUAAUCUUGCAUCAUUUCCAAAUACUAAGAUUCUUGACAUUUAUGAUAAUCUUGUUAAUACAAACAAAAAUAAAAAAAUAAUGAAAAUAUCAGUUUUAUCAAAUCAUAAAAAUAAAACAGAACAAAAUAUUAUUAAAAAUGUGACUAUAACAAGUAAAGAAAAUCAUCCACAGAAGUCAGUUAACGAUACAUUAUUGAAAAAUAUUUUAAUUCCAAUAAAAAGUAACAUAACAACAACAACUCUUAAUCCAAUACCAAACUCUACAAUACAAAAAAAUAAUCAGUCCAAAACUUUAGAAACAUUGAAGACAACACCUAUUCCAACGACAACACUAACAACAAUAAUAAUACCAUCAACUACAUCAUCCAAUAAAAUUUCAAAUAAUAUUAGAAGAAAACCUUCUUCUACGGAUGUUAAUACAGAAAUGGUAAAUGAUAUAAAUAUACCAUCUCAUCAGAGUUUUUUUUCUGAGGAAAAUUUAACUAAUUUACAAAUAUAUGAAAAAAAUAAAUUUUUAGAAACAGAAAAUUUUGAUUUACAAUCAUUUUUAUCAUUAUCACCUUAUUACUGUGAAAGACAUUCAUUAAAUUAUACAUGUAAUAAUGGAACUGUUUUAACACAAUUUGUUACUCGUUGGUAUGCCAAAGAUAACCAAUGUCAUACUUAUACAUAUUCUUUUUGUCCAGGUGACACAAUAUCAAUGGAUAAAUCACUUAGAUCAAAAGAAGAAUGUGAAGAAAUAUGUUUAAAAAAAGGACAAAAAAUAAAUUCUAAUAUGCCAUUAAAAAUAGUACAAUCAAUAGAAAAAAAUGAUAAUAAUAUUAUUGAUGAAAUAACUAAUAAUACAAGUCAAAAAUUACAAAAAAAUUUUGAUUUAACUGAUAUAGAUGAGAUUAUUAAAACGAUGACAAUUGAAGAUCGAACAAAAUUAUUAACAAAUCAGAAAACAUAUGCAUCAAAAAUUAUUAAUGAAGAAAAUUCAAAAAAUAAUUUAUUUAAUUCUCAAGAUACAGAAAUAUUUCAAAUACAUGACAAUUUGGAACAAUUUAUCUGUGUCCGUCCCGAUACUUUUGCCCACAUUUGUCCUGAUGGUUUUCCAUCUCAAUUGACAUUAAGAUGGUUUGUUUAUGAGAAUCAAUGUAUUACAUUUCCAUAUGGAUAUUGUCACGGAGAUAGAGUAACUGAAGAAGCGUUUGCAAAAACUAAAAAAGAAUGUGAAUAUCAUUGUCUAAUGAAUAAUCAUGAAAAAACAGAUAUAUUAUAA
Molecule: messenger RNA, 1656 nt
Organism: Strongyloides ratti
Lineage: Eukaryota; Metazoa; Nematoda; Chromadorea; Rhabditida; Strongyloididae
Exons: 5
Coding region: 1-1656 (551 amino acids)
Source: RefSeq, a predicted model, not a curated record